Molecule: messenger RNA, 2094 nt
Organism: Eremomyces bilateralis CBS 781.70
Lineage: Eukaryota; Fungi; Ascomycota; Dothideomycetes; Eremomycetales; Eremomycetaceae
Product: acetyl-CoA synthetase-like protein
Exons: 5
Coding region: 1-2094 (697 amino acids)
Source: RefSeq, a predicted model, not a curated record
AUGGCGCCUCAUAUACAAGAUGUGACGUACGCAUCCUCAAUCUCCUCACCAGAGGAGUUUUGGAUGCAUCAAGCGUCCCAACUGCACUGGGACUCCCCUCCGACCCGAGCCCUCGAGAAAUCCACCCGACAACUGCAAGAUGGCACCACGCACCAGUCCUGGUCUUGGUUUCCAGACGGCGAUAUCAAUACCUGUUACAAUUGCGUGGAUAGGCAUGUGCAGAAUGGCAAUGGUGACACAACGGCGGUGAUUUGGGAUAGCCCGGUCAGCGGGAAUAAGCAGCGAUUCACCUAUCGGGAGGUUCUCCAUGAGGUCGAGACUUUGGCCGGCGUGCUACGCGAAGAGGGGUUGAAGAAGGGAGAUGUUGUGUUGAUAUACAUGCCGAUGAUCCCCGCCGCCCUCUUCGCAAUGCUCGCCACCGCUCGUCUCGGAGCGAUCCACGCGGUCGUGUUUGGAGGAUUCUCAUCGCCAGCGCUCGCCCAGCGGAUCGACUCAUCUCGACCGAAAGUGGUCAUGACCGCGUCUUGCGGCAUCGAAGGGACGAAAGCACCCUUGGCGUACCGGCCGCUCGUCAACGCAGCGAUACAGAAAGCUACACACAAGCCAUGGCGAACGAUCAUCUGGCAGCGUGACCAACUACGAUGGGACCCGCUCGCAAGGGAAUAUGGGGAGCGGAAUUGGAAUAGGCUGGUCAAGAGCGCACGCAACCGAGGCCUCAAGGCCGGUUGUGUACCGGUCAAGAGCACGGAUGGGCUGUAUAUCAUAUAUACGAGCGGUACAACCGGGCUUCCUAAAGGCGUACUCCGCGAGAAUGGCGGUCACGCAGUUGGUCUCCACCUUUCGAUCAAAUAUCUGUUUGGUAUCCAUGGACCAGGAGAUGUCAUGUUCUGUGCGUCCGACGUCGGCUGGGUGGUCGGUCAUUCGUUCAUUCUAUAUGCACCGCUUCUCGUCGGAGCAACCACCGUUUUGUUCGAAGGCAAACCAGUGGGGACGCCAGAUGCGGGAACGUUUUGGCGUAUCAUAGAAGAAUACCAAGUGAACGCCCUCUUUACGGCCCCGACUGCGCUGCGGGCGAUCAGACGAGAUGAUGGCGAUAAUGAGUUCGUCGAGAGCAUCGGUCGCCGUGGAGGGCUGAAGAGCCUCCGGGCGGUGUUUCUGGCUGGUGAAAGGAGCGAGCCGAGCAUCGUAUCGAUGUACAAGCAUCUUCUCGAAAAGCAUGCCGCUCCCGGCGCGACGGUCAUUGACAAUUGGUGGUCAUCGGAAUCGGGAUCUCCAAUCACUGGCAUCGCGCUGUCGCCAGCGGCGGGAGUAGACUACACGUCCACCGUCCGCCAUAAGCCGCUUCCAAUCAAGCCUGGCUCGGCUGGGAAGCCGAUGCCUGGUUUUGACGUCCGAGUGGUGAACGACGAUGGCAAGGAGGUCCCGCGAGGGACUAUGGGAAACAUCGUUCUCGGUGUCCCGCUGGCACCAACUGGAUUUACGACGCUAUGGGACGACGAAGAUAGGUUUUACAGAGGUUACCUGAAGCGAUUUUCAGGCAAGUGGAUUGAUACAGGAGAUGCCGGCAUGGUUGACGAGGAUGGAUACGUCCAUGUGAUGUCGCGGUCAGAUGAUAUUAUCAACGUUGCAGCGCACCGCUUCAGCACGGGAUCGAUCGAACAAGCGAUCACAUCUCACCCAGAGAUCGCGGAAGCCUGCGUUGUGGGCGUCCCCGAUGCGCUGAAGGGUCACCUCCCCUUUGGAUUCAUUACGCUCAAGACACACAACCAUCCCCACGACGCCGUACCCGAUGAGAACUUCUUCAAAGAAGUUCAGAAUGGUAUCCGCGAGCAAAUUGGACCCAUCGCCUGCCUCGGAGGUAUGAUCCAAGGCAAGGGAAUGAUCCCCAAAACCCGGAGCGGAAAAACAUUGCGACGGGUCCUGCGUGAGCUGGUUGAGAACGCCGUCCACGGCGAUUUUGACAAGGAAGUGCAAGUCCCUUCCACUGUCGAAGACUUGGAGGUGGUCAAUGUGGCGCGUGAGAAGGUUCGAGAAUACUUCCAGGCGAAAGGGAAGGAGAUUCACAAAGCCACCGAGGUUCGAGCGAAGCUUUGA